AUGCUGCUCCCACGAAUAUUAGCGCCAGUGCGCGCAUCAAUAUCAGCGUCAUCCAAGAUCAUCGCACCCUCGAAAUCUGUCCUCGAAGCCCUCCGCGCCGCCAAUGGCACCACCGCACCCUUCGCAACCACAAUCCUCCCCUUCGUACGAUACGCCUCGCAUCAGUCCCAAGGACGAGCCAACGGCGCCAAAGACGGUCCAGGAAAGCGAUUAGGAGCGAAGAAAAGUGGAGCCUGGUUCCCCGGCGAGAACUGCAAAUUCGGACGAGACCACUGCAUCUUCGCUACGGAGAGUGGAUAUGUACGAUACUACAAAGACCCGAACAGACAUCCCGAUCGCCAAUUCAUCGGCGUCGCGCUGGAAAAACACCACUCGCUCCCCUACCCCCUCACCGCGCCGCGGCAACGCCGAUUAAACAUGGUGGCUGUCGAACGGACCGUGGAAUCGGGCGACCAAUUACUCGCGACUACCACACCAGACACCACUUCGCCGCGGGAUAAGAGCGGCAGGAUUCUAACCAUGGGCAAGGGCUAUGCGUUCCGCGAGCAAAAUUGGCAGAUUGGGCGGAGUGCCGAGAGGGCCGGUGUCAAGUUUGAUGAGUUUGUGCCGGGAGAUAGGUGGGCGGCGUGGCGCAAGAGUCGGGCCCGUAUCCAGGCGAACGAGGAGAAGAAGAAGUUGAGGAAUAGCAGCAAGAAGGGUGGCAAGUCGAAGAAGGAGGCGAAGAGGGGGCGGUAG
This is a messenger RNA of Parastagonospora nodorum SN15, 735 nucleotides long. RefSeq lists its product as hypothetical. NCBI's taxonomy places the organism in Eukaryota, Fungi, Ascomycota, Dothideomycetes, Pleosporales, Phaeosphaeriaceae. Gene Ontology annotation, cellular component: mitochondrial large ribosomal subunit; ribosome. Bases 1 to 735 code for a protein of 244 amino acids. The transcript has 2 exons. Gene Ontology annotation, molecular function: structural constituent of ribosome. The record is from RefSeq and is a predicted model, not a curated record. Gene Ontology annotation, biological process: translation.